This is a messenger RNA of Rotaria sordida, 735 nucleotides long. Lineage: Eukaryota; Metazoa; Rotifera; Eurotatoria; Philodinida; Philodinidae. The record is from the annotation of a GenBank genome assembly.
AUGGCUGCCGAAGCCUCCACAUCUCAAUCAUCAUCAGCAACAAUCACAACAAAAAAUGAAAUACAAGUUAUGAUGUUUCCAUCAUUUGAUGUUCAUAUGUUUGAUGGUCAAUUCAAUUUUUUGAUAAAUCGUUUACAGAUAAAUGAUCGUUUACGUAUUCCAAUUCAAGAUGCAAAAGCUACGGCACGAUCCUUGCUGAAUCUUUAUACACAAGCUGUUAAUGCCAACAUUGGUGCUGCUGAUUUAUUUGAUCGUCUUACUGAUUCUCUUCGAAUGCCUGGUGAAAUUGCUAAUACAAUUGUUGAUAUUUGUCAAUCGGUGCCGUACUUGAAAACACAAUUUAUUUCACAAUCUGGUCUCUGCAUAUCAUAUCCUGAUCUCACUGACAACAAGAAACGACAACGCACAUUUGCGCUGAUGCAGUCACCAUUGAUCAUUGAAGCUACAACUCGUCUCAUUGCCUUCUUCUCGAAUCGUCAACUUUAUAUACCAUCAAUCAAAAAGCUAAUUGAAGAUUUUAUUGCCUGUCUUCCGGUGAUCAAAGACAGCAAUCAUAAUCGAUCAUCGACUAAUAUAUCUGAUUUGGUUGAAGAAAUGCUCACUCAAACUCGAAUAGAACUUGAUAUUGAAACUAUUAAUCGGAAUUCGUUUAUGGAAUCUGAACCACUCGAUAAUCCAUCAAAUGCACAAACACUUACCGGAAAAAUAAUUGUUAAUAAAAAGGUUAGAGACUGA